CAGCUUCGGAAAUCAGGAAGAACACUAUCUCUCUUGCUGGUUAAUAAAAUUCCCAAAAAAAUUUCUCUUCAAUUUCUACCGUUAAAUCCCUAAUCAAAAGAUUUCUCCCUCCCAAUCUUCUUCUUGCUCUUGAAUUUCCUUCAAAAUUCCUUCAAUUUCCGCAAAAAUGGGCAAAAACCAAACCUACAAAGCUAUGCAGAGGGCGAAGCUUGGCUCCACCUCUGCAGGCCCCGAAGAGAUCGAUGAUGGCAUGGUGGAUGGUUCUUUUCAUUCACCAGAGUGGCAUGCUGCCCGAUUGGCCAGCCUUAAAACCUCCCACACUGUUACCUGGGAAGAAUUCAAAAGGAAACAAAAGGAAGAUGCAAUGAAAAAGGGGGCAUUGGAAGCAGAUACAGAUAGAAUGAUGCGGGAGUAUAGAGCUCAACUAGAUGCUGAAAGGGCACGCAAGCUUGCCCAGGGUAGGAACCACUCUAGUAGUAAGUCUAGCAAAAAGGACAAGAAAGAGAAAGAUUCAAAGAGACGCAGCAGCAAAAAGAGAAAGCAUUCAAGGCGUAGGUCUUCUGACUCUAGCUCCUCUAGUUCAUCCUCAGAAUCUUCAAGUUCCGAUGAUGAAGGGAGAGAGUCUAAACGAUCGAAGUCCAGGUCCAAGAGAGAUAAGAAAAAGAAGCACAGAUCAAGAAAUAAGAAUUCAAGCAGUGAUAAUGAAGAAACUGAUGGUCCAGUUCCACUUUCAAGAUUUUUUGGGAGCGUGAAGAGUUAAUGCCUUCCUCAACAAUAAUGUCAAAUGUAUUUGUUGUGCACUCAUAGUUCCUGGAUAGAUUAAUUUUUCCUCUUCAAUUUUAAUUUAAAGAGCUUGUAACAAAAUACAAUUUGUCUUUCCAUAUCCUUCAAUUCCGUUUCUGUUUCAGUAUUUGUAUUGCGAGUGGAAAAGAACUCAUUCAGUUGGAUAAAAUUAUGUCAUAUGA
Messenger RNA from Rubroshorea leprosula, 965 nucleotides. The record is from the annotation of a GenBank genome assembly. NCBI's taxonomy places the organism in Eukaryota, Viridiplantae, Streptophyta, Magnoliopsida, Malvales, Dipterocarpaceae.